GUAAGUACAAGGCCCAGAACAGAACAGAAGAGCCAGAGGAAACAGGGGCAUCCUCAACUCCAGAGGAGCAACCAAAGCCAAAACAAUGGCGACAGAGGCAGUUCGAUUGGCAGCCUCACCUUCCUCUUCAAUCUGCUCCUUCCAUGGUUCCCUAAGGAUCUCUAACUCUCUCUCCGCCCCAGUUCGCUUCUUUGGUCUCCCUGCCCCUCGCACUUCAGUUUCAUCAUCUUCUAUCUCUUCCUCCCUCUCUCACUUCCUGGGCGGCCACCAUGCCCGCUCGCAAUUCUCCAUUUCCGGGCAAAAAACCCUACAAAGAAGGAGGCAGAACUUAUCUGUCUCCGCCAUGGCUGCCGAAGAGGGAAAGCGUGUGGUGCCAUUGAAAGACUACAGAAACAUCGGAAUCAUGGCUCACAUCGACGCAGGAAAGACCACCACAACUGAGAGGGUACUCUAUUACACGGGAAGAAACUACAAGAUUGGCGAGGUACACGAGGGAACUGCCACCAUGGACUGGAUGGAACAAGAGCAAGAGAGAGGGAUCACCAUUACUUCAGCUGCCACCACCACAUUCUGGAACAAGCAUCGAAUCAACAUCAUCGAUACCCCUGGCCAUGUGGACUUCACAUUGGAAGUCGAACGUGCUCUCCGUGUUCUUGAUGGUGCAAUCUGCUUGUUCGACAGUGUUGCUGGAGUGGAGCCACAGUCGGAGACCGUGUGGAGGCAAGCUGAUAAGUAUGGUGUGCCUAGAAUUUGCUUUGUGAACAAGAUGGAUAGGCUUGGAGCCAACUUUUUCAGGACAAGGGAUAUGAUUGUUACGAACUUGGGUGCUAAGCCUUUGGUGAUUCAAAUCCCGAUUGGCGCUGAAGAUGGCUUCAAGGGUGUUGUUGAUCUCGUCAGGAUGAAAGCUAUUGUCUGGUCUGGGGAAGAGCUGGGUGCAAAGUUUGAUUAUCAGGACAUUCCGGAUGAUCUUGAAGAAUUGGCUGAGGAUUACCGAGCUCAGAUGAUUGAGAUGAUUGUCGAGUUGGAUGAUGAGGCCAUGGAAGGCUAUCUAGAAGGCAUUGAACCUGAUGAAGAAACUAUCAAGAAGUUGAUUAGGACAGGAACUAUUGCAGGCAACUUUGUGCCUGUUCUAUGUGGCUCAGCUUUCAAGAAUAAAGGAGUGCAACCUUUGCUCGAUGCAGUUGUUGACUAUCUCCCUUCCCCAGUUGACUUGCCAGCAAUGAAAGGGACUGAUCCGGAGAACCCAGAAAUCACGCUCGAAAGGGCUGCGAGUGAUGAUGAGCCAUUCUCAGGUCUAGCAUUCAAGAUUAUGAACGAUCCAUUUGUGGGCUCUCUUACAUUCGUUAGAGUGUAUUCAGGGAAGCUUGCGGCGGGAUCUUAUGUCCUGAAUGCAAACAAGGGGAAGAAAGAGAGGAUCGGAAGGCUCCUCGAGAUGCAUGCCAAUAGUAGAGAGGAUGUUAGGGUUGUCUUGACGGGAGACAUUGUUGCUCUAGCUGGGCUGAAGGACACCAUAACUGGAGAAACAUUGUGUGAUCCGGAGAACCCGAUUGUUCUUGAACGAAUGGACUUCCCUGACCCAGUCAUUAAGGUGGCAAUCGAACCAAAAACCAAGGCUGAUGUGGACAAGAUGGCAACCGGGUUGAUCAAGCUUGCACAAGAAGAUCCUUCUUUCCAUUUUUCUCGAGACGAAGAGACCAACCAGACGGUGAUCGAAGGGAUGGGAGAGCUCCAUCUCGAGAUCAUCGUGGAUCGUCUCAAGAGAGAGUUCAAGGUGGAAGCCAAUGUCGGAGCACCCCAGGUGAACUACCGGGAGAGCAUAAGCAAAGUAGCCGAAGUUAAGUACGUGCACAAGAAGCAGUCAGGUGGGCAAGGUCAGUUUGCUGACAUCACUGUCCGGUUUGAGCCAAUGGAGUCAGGUCAAGGGUACGAGUUCAAGAGUGAGAUCAAGGGAGGGGCAGUCCCACGGGAGUACGUUCCUGGAGUGAUGAAGGGACUGGAGGAAUGCAUGAGCAACGGUGUUCUGGCAGGCUUCCCUGUGGUCGAUGUACGUGCUGUACUGGUUGAUGGGUCCUACCACGACGUCGAUUCGAGUGUUCUGGCAUUCCAGCUGGCAGCAAGAGGUGCGUUCAGGGAAGGGAUCAGGAAAGCUGCUCCAAAGAUGCUUGAGCCGAUAAUGAAGGUGGAAGUAGUGACCCCGGAGGAGCAUUUGGGGGAUGUGAUUGGUGAUUUGAACUCCAGGAGAGGGCAGAUCAAUAGCUUUGGAGAUAAACCUGGUGGCCUGAAGGUGGUGGAUUCACUGGUGCCGUUGGCUGAGAUGUUUCAGUAUGUGAGCACGCUCAGGGGAAUGACGAAAGGGCGGGCUUCGUACACGAUGCAGUUGGCCAAAUUCGAGGUUGUGCCACAGCAUAUUCAGAACCAGCUUGCUUCGAAAGAGCAGGAAGUUGCUGCUUGAUUCCAGGUUACUUCUGGCGGAGUUGUACUGUUCUCUGUGUAAAAGGCAUAAUUUUGUUGGCCUGAGGUCUCUGGUUCGGUCUGAAUGUAACAUAUUUCUCAAUCAUUUAUACGUUGGAGAUUGUUGUACUUUACGUGAAAUUAAAAGGAGAUAGAAGGGACAAUAAUUGCUUAAUGAGACAGUCCUCACUCCUCAAGAUCGGUAUUUUGCAGAGUGCAUUCGCUGGUGUGUACAGAAGACACUGGGUCAAGCGAAGCCCAGAGAUUGAUUACCAGUUUUUGGGUACGUUACAUAGAACGUCACUCAUCUUCAGCUAUUAACAAAUCGACGAUAGAGCUUUGAUUUUUAAC
This is a messenger RNA of Linum tenue, 2802 nucleotides long. The record is from the annotation of a GenBank genome assembly. NCBI's taxonomy places the organism in Eukaryota, Viridiplantae, Streptophyta, Magnoliopsida, Malpighiales, Linaceae.